GUUUCGUGAAUGUGUGUUGCAAUUGUGUCCAUGCGCCACUGGGCGAGUCCUACCCGCCUUUCUAUCUCCCUUUUCUCUCGGAACAGAAGGAGGGGAAAUCUGGAUUCGGAAGAAGGGCCGCCAUUAUUGGGAAGCUGAAAAAACACACACUUACACAUACACACAUACAUACGCAGUCUUAUGUCAAACGCGCGUAUCUGAAAACAAAAUAUUGUGAGGUUGCAUCAUUCAGCGACGAAAUAGUGCGCCGCGAACUGCAGCAAAUGCCGUGAAUAUACAUGAGCAACUCAGCAUAUUAUGGGUAUAACAAAGGGAAUAAUAAUUGGCCAAAAAACAACGUGGUGAGUCCCGAGGAAGACACAGUGAAACAAGCUUGUGUUUUUUAACGCCCUUUUUUCUUACAAGAAGACAGAUUUCCUCUGAGCGAGGCAUCGAGAUUCUGAAGAUUUUUUUUCUUGGGCUGCUUUGCUUUGUCAGAAGAAGAAAAAAAAGAUCGAAAAACAGAAUAUGGUACUAAAAACUUCGUACUUAUAAUAAUGGAGACUUGAAGAAAAAGAAUCUGUCAACCGACCGAAAAAGGGAAAUAUAGAAAUCUCUGCGCCUGUUGGAGGUGUAUUUUUUUUUUUCUUGUUCUCUUUAUUAAUUUAUUUUUCGAGCCGGUUGGGGCUGCUGCCUGCGCGAACCCGAGAGAAACGAGAAGGGCAGAGAGGCGAGGAAUGCUGUGGCUGGAAGACUGUGAAACCUGCUUCCACUUAUUCUGCAUUACAACAAAACUGAGGAGCACAGAUGGAUCAGGCUAAUUACUGCCUAUCCAUCUAAAUCUUACGCUGACUCCCCAUCCCCUUCUCUCCUCCUUCCAUCCUUCUUUCUACCAUCCUUUUUUCUUCCCUACCCUUACCCAGCCCUUACCCGAUUUUCAUCUGAAGUAUCCACGAAGCAAAGAAGACUGAAUUUCUCGUGGAUAAAGAACCCAAACACAGAUGAGAACCCAGUUUCAGUAAUUUCCUUCCAAUAGUUGAUAACAGUUGCAUGGAAAAGCACCCUGUCCGUCUCCCUCACCGAGCAUCUGGGCCUUGCAGGAUGAGUGUCUGCAUGCGAUGAUGAUGGCAAAAAAACAAGAUGCCCGGGCACUUAUCUACAACUUGGUUGUGGUUGGUUUGUCCGGGACAGAGAAGGAAAAGGGACAAUGUGGAGUGGGCAAGUCCUGCUUGUGCAAUAGGUUCGUCCGCCCUAGUGCCGAUGACUUCUACCUGGACCACACGUCUGUGCUGAGCACCAGCGACUUUGGUGGCCGGGUGGUGAACAAUGAUCAUUUCCUGUUCUGGGGGGAAGUUACCCGAGCACUCGAGGAAGGGCCAGAGUGCCGCUUGCGUGUCGUGGAGCAGACUGAGUUCAUAGAUGACCAGACCUUCCAGCCGCACCGCAGCACAGCCCUGCAGCCGUACAUCAAGAGGGCAGCCUCUGCUAAGUUGGCCUCUGCAGAGAAGCUCAUGUACUUCUGCACAGAUCCUGGUCUGGAACAGGACUUUGAGCAGAAGCAGAUGCCCGAGGGCAAGCUCAUGGUGGAUGGUUUCUACUAUGCGGUGGAUGUAAGCAGGGGCAUGAACCGUAACUUCGACGACCAGAUGAAGUUUGUCACCAAUCUCUAUAAUCAGCUGGCCAAGACCAAGCCAGUGGUGCUGGUUCUCACCAAGUGCGACGAGGGUGUGGAACGUUACAAGGACUCGCACACGUUUGCUAUGACUAAGAAGAACCUGCAAGUGGUAGAGACUUCUGCUCGUUCUAAUGUCAAUGUAGACCUUGCGUUUCUCACAUUAGCACAGCUGAUUGACAAGAGUCGGGGCAAACCUAAAAUCAUCCCUUAUUUUGAGGCCCUCAAGCAGCAAAGUCAGCAGAUCGCUUCAGCAAAGGAUCGCUAUGAGUGGCUGGUCAGCCGCCUUGUAAAGGACUACAAAGAGACCUGGAUUAACAAUAGCUGCCGCAUGCAGUCAUCUUCUGAGUAUAGGGAUUAUGUCUUCCUGGAGGGCACAGUCAAGGCCAAAAAGCUAUUCCAGCAACACGUGCACCGACUCAAGCAGGAGCAUAUAGAGAAACGGCGCAAGAUGUAUCUAAGCACCCUACCACAGGCCCUUAUGUCGCUUGUCCCCGACCUCGAUGAAAUUGACCUUUUGAUGGUCAGGGGUGCAGAAGUCCUUGAGACUAAACGGGAGUUUAGUCAGUGGUUUGUGGUUUUGGAGGACACUCCCUGGGAUGCCAACCAUAUUGACAACAUGGCAGAUGAUCGGAUUCCACAGGACCUCCUUGAGACGCCGGAAGCGGAAGCCAUCUUUGAAGAGCACCUGGAGCACCUGCGCAAUGAGCGCAAGCGGGCUGAGAUGCGAUGGGAGUUUAAGGAGAAACUUAAAUCUUCACCUUUUGUCACAGCAGGGAAACCUUGGGAGGAGGCGCGUAGCUUCAUUAUGAAUGAAGACUUCUACCAGUGGCUAGAAGAGCCAGAAUACCUAGACAUUUACAACAGGCAUCAGAAGGAGAUCAUUGACCAUGCCAAGGAGGACUUUCAGGAACUCCUGCUUGAAUACUCAGAGCUUUUCUAGAGCUGGAGGUGGAUGCCCAACCCAGCAAAGGAAAAAAUGGGUGCAAUUCAGGAGGUGUUAGGGGAAGAGCAGAGAUUUAAAGCUCUUCAAAAACUCCAAGCUGAAAGGGAUGCCCUGGUGCUCAAACAUAUCCACUUUGUUUAUCACCCCACUAAAGACACCUGCCCUAGCAGCCCACAUUGUGUGGACAGCAGGAUUGAACAGAUCCUGGCCACUCGGUUUCCAACUCGUUACCCCUUUUUUGACGGCAACCAGAAGUCCCAUUUUGGUGACAGUAAAGCUGACAGGAUCAAUUUAGUCAUCCUGGGAAAAGACGGUCUUGCUCGGGAAUUAGCUAAUGAGAUUCGGGCAUUGUGCACAAAUGACGACCGGUACGUUUUGGAUGGAAAAAUGUACGAGCUAGCACUGCGACCCAUUGAGGGCAACGUUCGAUUGCCAGUAAAUUCCUUCCACACCCCUACCUUUUCCCCACAUGGCUGCCUUUGUCUCUAUAACUCAAAGGAGUCUCUUUCAUAUGUUGUAGAGAGCAUUGAGAAGGUUCGGGAGUCUACUCUGGGUCGUAGAGACAACCAUCUGGCUCAGCUUCCUAUGUCACUCCUUUUAAUUACUAAACGGGGAGUGGGAUCUGUGGGGGGACAUUGGGGGGGAGACGACACACAGCUGAUUGCACAGGGGCAACAAGUAGCCAGCAAACUGCAGUGUGUUUAUUUAGAACCUGCUGCUUCUGGCAUAAGCUACGGGCGCAAUGUAAACGAGAAGCAAAUCAACCAGGUUCUGAGCCUGCUUGAAUCACGGAGGAGUAUAAGUCUAGGUAGCAGCUCGCCACCCCUGCCGCUUCCACCCCUGGGUUUCAGAGAUUCACACCAUCAACACAACUCGGAGGGGGACAUUCGGAUUGUUAUGUGCCUGAUGUGCGGCGACGCCUAUGACGUGGACCAGCUCCUUGCACCAUUCCUGUUGCCACAACAUUGUCGGCCCAUGUCCAGCCUGAGCAGUGGCACAUCAGUGCUUCUGGACCUGAUGAUUGGUGGCCAGAGGCAGAACAUUGAAUUCUCCAUUCUUUCCUAUCACUCGUCCUUUUCCUUACGUAAGACCAGGCUGGUCCAUGGCUACAUUGCAGUCUAUUCGGUCAGCCGUAAGGCCUCCUUGGAGACACUGUGCGCUUUCUUGUGUGAGGUCCAGGACAUCAUCCCAGUGCAGCUGCUAGCAGUGGGGGAGAGUCAGGCAGAACUGACAGACUGUGAGGCUGCCCAGGAGCAGAUCUUUCAGGGACAGGACCUGGCGCAUGAGAUAGAGGCCCGCUUUAACAGCAUAGUGUGUGGGCCUAGUGGAGUGGUUGGUGGACUGCAUCGGAUAGACCUCUUCCAGCAGUUCUUCAAGGAAGUCGUAGAUAAGCGGAACAUUGUGGAGGCCACACAUAUGUAUGAUAAUGUCGCCGAGGCUUGCAGUACCAAUGAAAGCAUCCAUUCACCACGCUGUGGUUCCCCAAGUCCCGUUACAGCUUUGGUAGACUCAGAGGACGAUGUAGAGCCUUCACCUCCAUACCACACCCUUAGGGAUGAUGGCACUCUUGCCCCUCAUGGUUUCAAGCUGUCCGACUUGGACACAAGCGACACCCUGUCUGUCAUCUCUGAUAUUAGCUCCUUUGAGAACAAGCUAAACAACAAAGUGCCACCCUCAACGCGGACCAAACCUUCUCUCCGCAAAGUUAGCCUGGGUCCUUACGUGGACCCUGGGACCAACAGGCGCUCACUACCUCCUUCCGUUACAUGGGCACACGGAGGGGAUGGUGGCUAUGACCCCUCAGAUUAUGCCGAGCCCAUGGACGCAGUCGCUAAGCCCCGGCCCACUGAAGAAGAGAACAUCUACUCCGUGCCCCACGACAGCACACAGGGUAAGAUCAUCACUAUACGGAAUGCCAACAAAGCGCACUCCAACGGUGGAGGCAACGGUUCGGAUAGCGAGGCGGACAGCAGCUCUCUGGAACGCCGCCGCAAGCUCUCUUCCUUGGGAGUCAAGCCGCGGCUGUAUCGCGACCGAUCCAAGCGCCUGGGCAAGUUCAGCACGUUCCGUGCCAGCUUUUCCAUCUGCAGCGACGACGAGCUCGGAGGCCCUCCAAAGGCCAAAGAGGACGAAGUGGGGGCCCUGAAAGGAGACAAUUCUCUUGCUGAUGAAGGGGAGGACCCUAAACGGAGGAACAUCUUAAGGAGCCUCCGCAGGCCUGGCAAGCAGAAAAGGAUGAAGUCCCGGCCGUCCAUCUCCAAGCCGAUGGAGAGCAACUAUUUCGGGGUGCCGCUGGUCAGUGUGGUGUCGCCGGAGAGACCCAUCCCCGUCUUCAUUGAGAAGUGCAUCCGGUACAUCGAGGCCACUGGGCUGAGCACAGAGGGCAUCUAUCGAGUCAGCGGGAACAAGGCAGAGAUGGAGAGCAUGCAGAGGCAGUUUGACCAGGACCACAACCUGGAUCUGGUAGAGAAGGACUUCACUGUGAACACGGUGGCCGGGGCCAUGAAGAGCUUCUUCUCGGAGCUGCCCGAGCCACUAGUGCCAUACAGCAUGCAGACUGAGCUGGUGGAAGCUCACAAAAUCAACGACCGGGAACAAAGACUGCACACCAUGAAGGACAUACUGCGUAGGUUCCCCCGCGAGAACUACGAGGUCUUCAAGUACGUCAUCACCCACCUGAACAAGGUGAGCCAGAACAACCGGUUGAACCUGAUGACCAGCGAGAACCUCUCCAUCUGCUUCUGGCCCACGCUCAUGCGGCCUGACUUCACCACCAUGGACGCGCUGACGGCCACACGCACCUACCAGACAAUCAUCGAGAGCUUCAUCCACCAGUGCGGCUUCUUCUUCUACGGCCAGCCACUGGUGGAGACGCCCAGCGGUCUGCCAGGGCUGCCCGCCUCCCCCACUGCCACCCUCGUCUCCUCCGGGGGCGCUACCUACCCCUGCCAGUCCACGCCCCCUCUGGCCACACCCUUCACCCCCCAGUCACAGCCGUCCCCCUCCCAUUCCCCUCCCCCUACUCCGCAGUCCCCUCUGCAGUCCCUGCUGCCCCUGCACCCCCACCACACUGCGGCCGAGCAACAGACUCUGUGAGAAUGAGAGAGAGAGCGAGAGAAAAGGAUAAGCAGCAGGAACAUGAGAGGGAGCCCCCCCCCUUUUUUUCCCCUCUCGCCACAAGGAACAAGAGACUUUUGAGCCACUUAAGUAACAUGCCACUUAUUUCUCGUACCCUUUGCCUUGCACUCGUUCGUUCUUUUUUGUCCAUCCCCAGUUCCUUCCGGCCCCCACCCCCUUUGCAGAAACGCAGACUAGUAUAUGUGCGUGUCCCACUCCCACAGCUGACUUUCUGCUGCUUGGGACUCCGCCCCCCACCGGCUGUUAUUUAGGAUCUGGCCUGCAGGUGUCAGCAGAGAGCGUAGUUCCCUUUUUAUUCGGUGUGAGCACUGUGCUCUGAGAGGACAGCAGGGGGGAGAUCAGCGGUGGAAUUCAGACCUCUCGCCCCUCCCCCCCCCCCUUUUCUCCCAUUUGCUCCCUCCAGCUUCUCGCCAUCCUUCCCUUGAGCGUUCCCUG
Brienomyrus brachyistius is the source of this 6170-nucleotide messenger RNA. RefSeq names its product Rho GTPase activating protein 35a (gene arhgap35a). Gene Ontology annotation, molecular function: GTP binding; GTPase activity. Gene Ontology annotation, biological process: signal transduction. The record is from RefSeq and is a predicted model, not a curated record. NCBI's taxonomy places the organism in Eukaryota, Metazoa, Chordata, Actinopteri, Osteoglossiformes, Mormyridae.